Choloepus didactylus (southern two-toed sloth) is the source of this 1862-nucleotide messenger RNA. It is a transcript of the gene FXYD6, whose product is annotated as FXYD domain containing ion transport regulator 6. Gene Ontology annotation, biological process: regulation of sodium ion transmembrane transporter activity. Gene Ontology annotation, cellular component: membrane. The coding region runs from base 249 to 590 and encodes 113 amino acids. Gene Ontology annotation, molecular function: sodium channel regulator activity. Lineage: Eukaryota; Metazoa; Chordata; Mammalia; Pilosa; Megalonychidae. The record is from RefSeq and is a predicted model, not a curated record. The transcript has 8 exons.
CGGAGGGGAGGCGAGGGGGUCUGCACGCCAUUGCUACCCAGAAGCUGCCAGACAGCCGACACCGACACCGAGGCAUCUGGCCCCAGCCCAGCGCCUGGAGGGAGAGGGAGCAUCCGCCGGCCACUCCCCAUCCAGCUGGACGCGCCUCUCCUGCCCGCCCCAACUCUUAGGAGGAGGGGAGGCGGGAAAAAAAGCAAAAGCCUCUCCCACCGCUCUGCUGCCAGCCCGCCACUCCCCAGCUCCUCUGGAUGCGGCACGUCCUCCUGGGAUUGCCUUGGAGGGGAGCGGUCCGUGCAGACACCAUGGAGGUGGUGCUGAUCUUUCUCUGCAGCCUGCUGACUCCUGCAGUGCUGGCCAGUGCAGCUGAGCAGGAGAAAGAAAAGGACCCUUUCCAUUAUGACUAUCAGACCCUGAGGAUUGGUGGAUUGGUGUUUGCCGUGGUCCUCUUCUCGGUGGGGAUCCUCCUUAUCCUAAGUCGGAGGUGCAAGUGCAGUUUCAAUCAGAAGCCCCGGGCCCCGGGGGGCGAGGAAGCCCAGGUGGAGAACCUCAUCACUGCAAACGCCACCGAGCCCCAGAAAGCAGAGAACUGAAGCGCAGCCCUCAGGUGGGAAGCCUCCAGAACCUGAAGGCAGCUGCUUGAUCCUUUAGAUGCAAAUACUGAUGCUUAAGAAAACUGAUCACUUCAGCAAUGGAUUUUUCCCCAGGAGAAGCCAAGAAUUUAUGUGUCCCCCCACCCCGCCUUGUCCCCCCAACACCAGCCCUCAACUUAAUGAUGCAACUAACCCUUGCCUCCCCCACCCCCAGCCUACGGUCUCGUCCAGCUCCUGUGACGUGUCUGUGUGUGUGUGUGUGUGUGUGUGUGUUUGACGACUGUGGUGUUAGUGGCUAUUUGUCCGUGGCUGAUGUUGUGUUAGUGAACUGUGGACUCUCUCUCCUGGGCAGGAGUGGAGCCGUGCCGCCAGCAGCUCCCCUCUGCUCCCUUCUGGCCUCCAUCACCUGCUCCUAGGAGUCUGCUUUUUCCCUGGGAGAUCAGUCCCUUCCUUCUCUGGAUUUGGGGGGGGGGGGGUGUCAGGGUAGGGGGUGUCUAAGCAUCCCGGGUCUUGGGAAGGUGUGUGUCACCUUCUGUUCCAUUCUUCACGGCCCCUCUUCCCUCUUGUACAAGAACCUCACUCCCAGAGGCCACCUUGACCCAAGUCUGUUCUUAGGGUGUCUAUGAAAUUGGAGAUUCAAAACAAGAAGCUGCUGAGCCCCAGCUUUGCCUUCAGGCAGGCUGUGUCCCAUCCAGGGUCAUUUUCCUCCUGGGGGGCUCCCUUCACAGAACCCCCUUCUGCCAAGCCCCCUUGCAGGGCGGCCAGGGAUUCCAGCCCAGGGCUUCCACUCUGCCCCUGGGGAACGCACCCAGUGCAUGUCUUCUCAGCAAUAACCCCGGGGCUCUGGAACCCUGCGCCCCUCCCCGGCCUUCCCUGCUUCUAGGGUCCCAAUCUGUAGCCCGUCUGCCUGAACUCAGACUCCUGUCCCUGAGGCUGGGUCUCCAGUGGGCAACAGCUGAGCGCGUCCCAUUCUCGGGAUCCUCUGCUCCUGGGUCCAUGCCCCUCUGACAGGGCAGCAGUGGCAGCGGUGGCCCCUGCGCCCCUUGUGCCGCCUGUCAGUGGGCAGAGCAAAGAGAGGGUGGCGAUGCCACUGGGUGGGGACGCCGCUCCCUGUGCCCCGCUGCCCAGGGAGCCGCGAGGGGUGGACAGUCGUGCAGAGGGGAAAUUCAAGCCAGUUCCCACCCUUACUGCCCUGCGUUCUCGUGGAAACUAACCAAACCAUCCGCUGUGACAGGACCGCUGUUCUCUGUAUUGUGAUCUAGCCUCUCAAAA